AUGUCCAACGCCACCGCCGUGUUGAACGACGUGUACCGAGUGAUGGAGCUGCCGGUGUUCACGGAAAAGGUCGUGCUCACCCCCAGGCCCGACCUCAUCCCGGGGAUCCCCGACUACUUCGUCGCCCUCUUCUCCCCCAUCGUCGCCUACUGGGUCUACGCCCUGAUAUUCCACGUCGUCGACGUCUACGAGCUUGCCGAGAAGUACCGUAUCCACCCGCUGGAGGAAGAGGAACGCCGCAAUAAGGUCACCCUCCGCGAAGUGGUCAAGGACGUGUUGUUGCAGCACUUUAUCCAGACGUUUGUGGGGGUGGUGGUGUACUUCUUUGAGCCACCCAAGACCACUGGCCACGAGCUCGAGCUCAUGUGGCAGUUGCGCCACCAGCUCCCGCUGCUGGUGCCGCUGUGGGCGAUCUACUAUGGGUACUACUACGCGUGGCCGGUGAUCAAGUUCCUCUUGGGGAUCACCGUCAUCGACACCUGGCAGUACAUGUGGCACCGGUUGAUGCACGAGAACAAGGCGUUGUACCGGCGGUUCCACCUGCGGCACCACCGGCUCUACGUCCCCUACGCCUACGGGGCGCUUUACAACGACCCCUUUGAAGGGUUUUUGCUCGACACUUUGGGGGCGGGGGUGGCCCAGUUCUUGGUGCAGUUAACUCCCCGCGAGUGCAUUUUCUUGUUCUGCUUUUCGACGUUGAAGACCGUCGACGACCACCUGGGGUACCGGUUGCCCAACGACCCGUUCCAGAUGCUCUUCCCCAACAACACCGUGUACCACGACAUCCACCACCAGCAGUGGGGAAUCAAGAACAACUUCUCCCAGCCGUUCUUCGUCUUCUGGGACAAGUUGUUCAACACCGACUACAAGUUCAUCGACGAGUACAAGCACCAGCAGAACCAAAUCACCCUCGCCAAGUACAAGGAGUUCUUGGCCAAGAAGGACCGGUCCAAGAAAAAGACCGAAUAA
This is a messenger RNA of Diutina rugosa, 969 nucleotides long. RefSeq names its product sphingosine hydroxylase (gene SUR2). Lineage: Eukaryota; Fungi; Ascomycota; Pichiomycetes; Serinales; Debaryomycetaceae. Bases 1 to 969 code for a protein of 322 amino acids. Gene Ontology annotation, biological process: lipid biosynthetic process. The transcript has a single exon. The record is from RefSeq and is a predicted model, not a curated record. Gene Ontology annotation, molecular function: oxidoreductase activity; iron ion binding.